Molecule: messenger RNA, 255 nt
Organism: Komagataella phaffii GS115
Lineage: Eukaryota; Fungi; Ascomycota; Pichiomycetes; Pichiales; Pichiaceae
Product: 60S ribosomal protein L37
Exons: 2
Coding region: 1-255 (84 amino acids)
Biological process (GO): translation
Cellular component (GO): ribosome; cytosolic large ribosomal subunit
Molecular function (GO): structural constituent of ribosome; RNA binding
Source: RefSeq, a predicted model, not a curated record
AUGACAAAAGGUACUCCAUCCUUUGGUAAGAAAAACAACAAGUCACACACCCUCUGCAGAAGAUGUGGUCGCCGUUCUUUCCACAUCCAGAAGAAGACUUGUUCUUCCUGUGGUUACCCAGCCGCCAAGAUGAGAUCUUACAACUGGGGUGCUAAGGCUAAGAGAAGAAGAACUACUGGUACUGGUCGUAUGCAAUACUUGAAGCACAUGUCAAGAAGAUUCAACAACGGUUUGACCUCUGAGUCUAAGAACUAA